GUGCUGAGCAUCGGGUUACGGCCACCUCGCACUCCACUACGUGACCGAACCACGACUCGUUAAAGAUGUGUGUGUAGGAGAGGCGCGGCAUGGGCCAGGCCGGCAGCCACGCGCCGCCGCCGCAGCGCGGCCGCCGCGCGCACACCCUGCCGCACGACCCGCCCCGGCUCGCGCCUAAGGUGCUACCCACUCUAUGCGAGUCGCCGCGCCUGCGCAGCACGGACAACGGUGCGAUCCUGCAUUCAGGCGGCACCAUCAGCGGCAGGAGACCCAACACUAUACAUGAAAAUGUGCCACACGGACAUGUGCACGCGAAUGUGUACCGGUCACGGUCAGCCGGUACCUCGGGUGACGGCAGUGAGAUACGCUCCAGGGAGCGGGACCCGCUGCACAGGUCACACACCAACCUCGAGCUACGACAUGAUAGCAGCAGUAUAAACAAACGAUUUGGAUCUGAACCGGAUCUAAGAAUAGAAGAAGAACAGAAAACGAGAAAUGGAAAUAAACACUUCCGGAAAAAGUACAGAGCACCUCCUCCUCCCACCAAUGACAACUUCGAAGGUUCGUCGCCUGAUUCCAGCGAAGGAAACACUAGACCUGAACCCCAGAGGAAACUAAGACUGUUCAAAACUAGAAACGAAACCAAAAAACUGAACGGCCAAGACAAUUUGCAGUUCAGAAAUUCAUAUCACGAAUACAAGUCACUCGAUAUGACCGAUAAUGCAGCUUUUGAACGACGAUAUCGGUCGCCAUGUAAAGAUAAGGAACAACACUUCAAGUAUCCUGACAACCAGGACAUGGUGCAGAGCACUGCCUCACUCAAGAGAGAGGAACGACUCAUACAAACGAAACAAGACUACAGGAAGACGAGGAUAGACAGGAUGAGCGGAUGUCGAGCGAAGACGUCCAAGACCGAACAAAGCGAAGCGUGGAAGACGCCACUACUAAACAGGAAUUUCAGGUACUCCGAGAGGUUCAAGAAAGAUGACAAUGAACUGCCCACGCUCAGAAGAGAGAGGACCUUCGAUGAAACUCUAAUGGCAAGUGAAAGAGAAAACGAACCCUCUAGAGCGGUCCAUGAGAGCAGGAUGAAAGCCAUCGGCGAACAGCUCCGGGGGAGCAAGCUGAGCCCCCUGGCGGAGACCAGCAAACCAUUGAGAAAAUCUCUUCCUUCACUAUUGUUAAAAAAUAAUGAAGAAAAAGAUGAAUUUCAAGCGGAACUCAAAAAGGCUACGAGUAGAAUUAGAAAUCAAUUAGGCAGUAAAAUUAAUGAUAGUGAAACCAAAACUAGUCAAGAGAAGAAAGAGCAGAAGAGCCCAACGAAAAUACCGAAUAAAGUCAAAAAGUCUAGUCUAACAAGUGCUGCCAACAAGCCAGACACUAAGGUCGUCAGUAGGAGGCCUCUAGGUCGAGCUAACGAGGAUAAAACUAGACAGGCGAAUAACAACAUUAAUGCCAAGACAUCAGACAAUAAAUACAAAGUGAGCAGCAAGGAGAAUAGCCGCCCGAUGCCGGACAGAGGGCAGGCCUCCGGGAAGGAGUCCACGCCUGAACAUUCACCCACUAGGAAGUUGGACUCCUUGAUUAACCCACCUCAAGAAAAGACAAAACAACAAGCUCCAUCGAAGCAGUUUUACUUCGGUAUGAUAGAGAGCAAGCAGACCAACACACACGAGCAUCUGAAGGACUUCCCAGGACUGGGUAGCCCUAUCAUCGAGGAAAUUUCGAACUUCCACCUCAUAGAACAAAAACUGCUCAACUAUCAUGAAGAAGACGAGGAAUUUGACAAGUUUAAUGCCAAGAUAAAAGAGGAGACUAAAGUUAAGAAUUUAUCAUCGGAAUCUGCACUAUCUUCAGAGGGCUCAGAGGGCUCAUGUUCAGAAGGUUCAUUGGGUAUCGCGCUACGCCUGCGACCCACACUACCCAAAAAGCAGCGUGCUGUGCCACGAUUCUCUCCUGCAGCAGCCUGGAGACAGCUAGCAUCAUUAGAUGAUCAUCUCGCCGCAGAAACUCAACCGUUAGCUGUCGAAACAAAGAUGUCAGGCGACAUAUCGGCUGAGUCAUCACCCCGUUCAGACCAGUCGGCCGACAAAUCUGGAGACUCAGGCAUCUCAGGAGAUCAUGCGCAUUCAGAUCACAGGAUAGACUCUCCAUCUAGACAUCAUGCGCAAGACUCAAGUCCGGCAGCCUGGACACCACAGCAAGACCUUGGUGACAGCAGUUCGGAUGGAGCAGGUGGUGGAGUUGCCCUACUAGGAGCUGGCCUUGCCACCUACAGUCCAGGACACCAGCCCUUCAGCCUGUCACUGCCCAGGGAUCAGCAAGACCGAGGCAAACAGUUACAGCAAGGCUUCAACAGUCUCCAGAAACUUCGGAAGUCGGUAUCUGGUGCCUUAGGAGCAGCUUUAGGAUCUAGAAGGUUCGACUUGGAACAUGAACCGAUGUUACAAGAGCCGGAACAGAACUGGUUCCUAACGAAGUCUGCGCCUAAUUCCUUGACCAAUCCACUGAUGUUCCAACCACCUGCGAGGGCGAAGGGUUCUGAAGAAGAUGCUAUUAAAGAAGAAUCCUUACCAGCUUCCGAAAAGGAGGAGCUGGGCACGUGGCGGCCUGGUAACUCGUACUUGUCAUGGGGUGGGCACGUGAUGUACCUGCCUCCUGCUCCCGCCGCAGAACAGCCGCUGUCCAUGCUCGGACCCAUCGACAGGCCCGUCAGGAGCAAGUCCAGCGGUUGCCUGGAGGCAGGCGCACGGGCUGCGCGGGCGGCAUUAUGCGCGGAAAUGCGCGAGCGCGAGCGAUCCGCGUCACCUGAGGUACAACGCGCGCUGCCAGCGAGAGUACUACCAACCAACACUGUGAGUACAUAA
Molecule: messenger RNA, 2867 nt
Organism: Spodoptera littoralis (African cotton leafworm)
Lineage: Eukaryota; Metazoa; Arthropoda; Insecta; Lepidoptera; Noctuidae
Source: the annotation of a GenBank genome assembly